Nasonia vitripennis (jewel wasp) is the source of this 3840-nucleotide messenger RNA. It is a transcript of the gene Cluap1, whose product is annotated as clusterin-associated protein 1. The record is from RefSeq and is a predicted model, not a curated record. Bases 1504 to 3027 code for a protein of 507 amino acids. Gene Ontology annotation, cellular component: centrosome; cilium; intraciliary transport particle B. Gene Ontology annotation, biological process: cilium assembly. NCBI's taxonomy places the organism in Eukaryota, Metazoa, Arthropoda, Insecta, Hymenoptera, Pteromalidae. The transcript is spliced from 9 exons.
AGCCCGCAGCGGCGGCAGUCUCCGUCUUGCUUUCACAAGGAGAGAUCGCGCGCCCGCAGCUCUUUCCUUGCCUACCUACACCACACAAUAAUGCAGCGUGUAUGCUCUUGCAGCGCAGCUAUGGAGAUUUCGCGCCUCAACGCUCAAGCCAAAACAGGCAGCCUGCGCACCAACGUCCUCGGAGAAAAGCAGGAAGCAAAGAGUGCGCAGUGCGAGCCCCGAGUACGGGAUUGGAUGUGAGGAACUGCGCCGCUGCACCGACUUCCUGUCAACGUAGAUGCUGCAAAUUCCACUGCGUUGGAUUUCAAAUGCGAGAAUUGUGAAAAGAUGCCAACUCAGAAAACCCAACAACAUACCGGUACAAUCCUCAUUCUACAGCUGGUUUAUAUCUGCAAAGAGCAUCGAAAAAGUGACGGAACCCCAUCAACUCAUCAGACGUUCAGACUAUAUAAUACUUAUUAGAUUAUCUACGCGCUCUUUUCGACAUUCCUCGUUUCGGUUCGGUGUUCCAGUUCCGGACGUUUCAAGAUGCUGGCGGAUCUGCGCGUGUGGUGCGCCGGGGGGCAUCAAGUGCGGUGCUUGAAAAUUAACCUAGCUUUCUCUGCUUACUCUUUUAAUUUAAUCAUUUCCAAGUUCGAGUAAGAAAAUUUAUUCAUCUAAAAAUAAAUCAUGAACCACAUAGGACAACAGUUUUUGAAAGUUUUGAAGAACGAUCUAACAAACAAAAGCUUAUUAUGUGCUCGUGGAAGAACUCUAUCAUACAAAAGCGCUUAUAGCUUGGAAAAUCUGUAUCCAAAAAGCAAUUUAAAUUUGAGUUCACCAAAUUUUUUAGCCAAAGAUCCAUCUGCAAAGUUUAGCGGGUAUAUUCCUAUAAAAGAAAUAGAUGUGACGUAUUCCAGCAGUAGUGGUCCAGGAGGUCAGAAUGUUAAUCGUGUCAGCACAAAGGUGGAUUUGAGAUUCAAAGUCGAGGAUGCAUCCUGGUUGUCCAAUGAAAUAAAAGAAAAAUUAUUGGAAAAGCAUCCAAAUCAGAUAAAUAAAAAUGGAUAUUUAAUAAUCAAGUCUGAUCUGACAAGAUCGCAGCAAUUAAAUUUAGCCGAUGCUUUACACAAAUUGAGACAAAUGAUUAGAAAUCUCAUUGAGGUGCCAUCUGAACCAUGUGAAUUGACACAAGAGAAACACAGGAAGAAGCAGAUAAAGGCAGCUCAAGAGAGAGUAUUUGCUAAGAGAAGAAGAUCGCAAACAAAAAGUGAUAGACAGGGGCCAAGCGUGUACGACAGCCUCUAGUAGUUUCUGUACAUAUGCCGUUCGAAAAUACACAUUGAUGACAUUUCAUAAAUACCUUCAUUAUCUAAAAUAAAUAUAACCAUUGAAAAAUUAAUCAAGUCCAAUACGUGAUUCAUUGAUUGCUUGAAACUCCCAUUUUUUUUGCUGGCAUUAAACUGCAGCAACAACUUGAGUUUAAAGGUUAAUAGGUGCAGCUGCUAUCGCUUCAAAAAAAUAACCAUGGCAACAUACAAUGCCUUAAGAAUGAAAACAUUAGAAUAUAUGUAUCCAUAUGUGUGUGUUGUUGCAAGUCCCACUGGCAUCGGCAGUUUAAGUAUUGUGGAUAAAUAUACAAUUAGUAUUACAAAAAUGUCCUUUCGCGAUUUAAGAAGUAAAAGUUUAUAUAAUAUAGCAUUGAUGCUGAAUUACUACUCACUAGCACGUGAACUAAUCUAUUUUCAUAUGCUUUCUGAUUCUAUUUCAACAGAUUUCACUGAAAUGAUGCGAGUUUUGGGCUACCCAAGAUUAAUUUCUCUAUCUAAUUUCCAACAACCUAAUUUUCCUUUAGUAGCAGAAAUACUCGUAUGGCUUGUUAAACGAUUUGAUAAUGAUGCCAAUGUACCCAAAGAACACAGCACAGAACAAGAACGUAUUGCUCUUAUUCGUUAUGCUGCUGAAUUCAUGAUCAAAACUGUAAAUAUACGACUGAAUCCAAAAAAACUCUACAUGGCUGAUGGCCACGCAGUAAAAGAACUAUUAAAAGUAACCUUUUUACUUUACGAAGCGCAGUUGCAAAGUACAAAUGAUCUAUUACAGUCUGAUAAUGAAACUAGUGUAAAUUUUGAUAUCACUGAUCGAUUGAGCGAUUUAAAAGCUACAAGGCAACUGGCUAGUCAACUGACAAUCAAUGGAGCAACCCUCUACGACUUACUCGGAAGAGAAGUAGAACUACGUGAAAUUCGCAACUCUAAAGUAGCUAAUCAGUAUGAUGCUUCAGAGAUUGAAGUAGCUGUAAAAGAAGUCAUUCAAAGCACUAAAAAGGAGAUUGAUGAAACUAAAACUCAGAUUGAAAAUGUGAAGGAUACAGAACAAAAUUUGGAUACACGAAUUGAGAGACGUCAAACAGAAUUAGAAAGAAAUCAGAAAAGGCUCCAAACUUUACGAAAAGUUCGACCUGCUUUCAUGGAAGAAUUUGAGAAGCUCCAAGUUGAACUGAAAACUUUGUACGAUGAUUACCUUCAGAAAUUUCGCUACUUGGCAUACCUAGAACAUCUAUAUGAAGAUGCAGCCAAGGUGGAACAAGAGAGAUUCGAACGAAGGCAGGCGGCAACUAAAAAGCAAUUGGAGCAAUUACGCAUUGAUGAUGCUAACAUUGAUAGCAUUAUAGAGGGUAACGAUUCUAUAUUCAAUACAAAUUUGCAGAAUUCACUUGCUCUUGGCGAGGGGGAGAGAAAACCUUCUGAAAAUGCUAAUCCAGACGCAAGAAAAUCAGCGAGGAUGAAUAUCACACAACGGAGAUUGUAUGGAAGCAUGUCUGGUAGACGUCAACGCGGCGGCGCUGGCGGAACGAUUCGUGAACCAAACGGAAGCGUCGCAUCUUCCGACUCAGACAGUGACUUAUUAAUCGACAAUAUUGAUGACGACGACGACGAUGAUGAUUUGCUGAAUUCAGUUGACCCUGCAAUGGACGACUUCAAUUCCAAACAUAAUAAUGAAGAAAAACGGGCAAUGAGCAAGGUAGACCAUACCGACGAUGAAUUCUAAUGAAAGUGGCUGGGUGUAAGUGAAAAAUCAUUGCAGGCUUUUCAUGUUACUUUUUUCAUUUUAUUAAAUACCAGUAGAGAAAUAAUUAUGAAUACAAGUACAUUCUUUCAUUUUUUCUAACAAUUCAAGUUGGGAUAACAACAAAACUUGAACGACUUGGCGCAGUUUGUAACAAGUGCGUGUUUCGAUGAUCGAUAUGCAAAUUACAGCACCAAUUAAAUCUAGUCUCUCGUUGCUUUGAGUGUAAAUUAAAACCGCGUUUAAAAUAUACAUGAAAGUAGAAGGUUUGACGUCAAGGAUAGCUCCACUUAUGUACAGAUUGCUUGUAUAUGUUGAUAAUAUAAAAACUGGUGCGAUAAUAUAAACAUCAUUUAAACUUUCAUAAAUAAAUCAUUACAAAAUUUUAUGAAAUUACUGUAUAAAUUUUCAACUAAAAUAUAAUAUUAUAUAAAAUAUUAACGGUUACGAUGUAAAAACUAUUUCUUUUAUAUCGCAUAAUGGCAAUAAGAAGAGACGAUCAUUCACUUGUUUUUAUUUCCGUGUCCUUUUUUUAUUACGAUUUAAUUAUUAUGUUAAAAGAAAAUUCAUACAAUGCAUUUACUAAAUUUUGUACAUAAAUUUACAAAUAUUUCACACAUUUUUCGUAGCGAUUUUGCACCAUAUUGAAUUACUUAAUACGCAGUCAAAAUGACUAUAGCUGUCUUUUUGUGAAUACAUUAUUGAGAUCUAUAUAAUAUGAGAGGCUCCUUUAUCGGUGAUAUUCGCGACGUCGACGUAGCUAAUUGUAUAAUGAAUAAAGAAACAUUAAAUAAA